Molecule: messenger RNA, 1642 nt
Organism: Aspergillus uvarum CBS 121591
Lineage: Eukaryota; Fungi; Ascomycota; Eurotiomycetes; Eurotiales; Aspergillaceae
Product: flavin-containing monooxygenase
Exons: 9
Coding region: 131-1642 (503 amino acids)
Source: RefSeq, a predicted model, not a curated record
GAGUUCAUCACAUAAUCUAGUGCUUGUUCGAGCUCAGAUAACUGCAUUGCCGGAUAUCUCUCUCAACUCAACAACAUAGUAGCAAUCACGACCUUGCUAGAAAGUGAAUGCUGAUACGACUCUCUUGAAAAUGACAUAUGGGGCUGUAAGUCCAACGGCGUUCAUGCCCCGUCGAUUGAGGGUAGUUGUCAUUGGCGCUGGAAUAUCCGGAACCCAAAUAGCGCACGAUCUCACCUCACGAAUGAGGAAUAUAGAUCUUAAGAUCUACGACAGAAAUGAAGGCGCCGGCGGCACUUGGUUCGAGAAUCGGUACCCAGGAUGCGCGUGUGAUGUUCCAUCCCAUGGGUAUCAGUAUAGCUGGGCGCCCGAUCCCCGCUGGUCUACGUUGUAUGCCUCCGCGCUCGAGGUACGCGCCUAUUUAGACUCGGUGAUUGCCGACCAUGGGCUAGCGAAAAACUCGUUCUGGAUCGCCACGUUCAAGCAUGAGACUACUCAGCAAGAGACCGUCGUCGAGGCGGAUGUCUUACUCGAUGCAGUUGGGCGGCUGAACAAUUACAGAGGCCUGGUAGUGACGGGCAAACGAGUCGCUGUUCUAGAUAACGGCUCCAAUGGAAUGCAAUGCGUCGGUGCCCUGCAGUAUGAAGCUGCAGAGCUAUUCAACUUCUGUCGAAGCCAAGCAUGGGCUGAUCCUGCUCUGUUUGACGACAACAAAAAGUUCACCGAGGAAGAGAAGCUUGAAUUUAUGAACGACCCCGACGUGUACCACAAGAAUCGCAUCCAGCUUGAGCGGCGGAUCGCAUCUGGCUUUCGCGUGCUUUGGAAGAAUACCUCAGCGCAUCACAAAAUGCGAGCAAGGGUGGAAUCCUACUACGAUCACAGAAUCCAAGAUCCGAACCUCCGAAAAAUGCUUCGGCCCGACUUCGCCCCAGCGUGUCGGCGAUGGACAAUCGGCGAUUCGUACAUCGAGGCCAUGCAGCAACCUCAUGUGCAUCUAGUUCAGGACCAUGUCACCAGCCUGACCGACACUGGCGUGCGGACGUGUUCCGGAGAGGAGUACGAUUGCGACGUUGUCGUUUGCGCCACGGGUUUUGAGCCCUACGCCCCUCGCUUUCCAGUAAACGGACAGGAUGGAAUAAGUUUGAACGGUUGCUGGGGUCCGCAAAGUGAUUGCGAGAGCUACAUGGCAAGCAUGGUGGCUGGAUUCCCCAAUUUCUUUGUUUUCCAUCCACCUCAUUGCCCUGUUAUCGGCUUUGUCAUCCCAGGAAUUGAACGGACGUCAGAAUACAUCAUCCGGAUCCUGACACAACUACAGACUGACUGCCUUCGAUCAGUCAGUGUGAAGCCCGGAGCGCAGCAUCAAUCUGUCCGCUGGGCUCAAUCCUGCAUGCCUGACAUGUCGUGGUCUGACCCAUGCAGCUCAUGGUACAAAAACAAAGAAGGGCGAGUAGUGGUUCCAUGGCCGGGAACCAACCACUACUAUGCGCCCACGGAGAUCGUUCGUUGGGAGGAUUUUGACCUCCGUUUCGAGGACCCGACACAGAAGUAUGCUGGGAAUGGGGUGACAGAAGAUGGCUUUGCAGCUGAGUUCAUCCAUUGGGUGCUGACACCAGAGGGGCAACAGGUAAAGAACUUAUGCUCUUAG